Molecule: messenger RNA, 1137 nt
Organism: Akanthomyces muscarius
Lineage: Eukaryota; Fungi; Ascomycota; Sordariomycetes; Hypocreales; Cordycipitaceae
Exons: 2
Coding region: 1-1137 (378 amino acids)
Biological process (GO): peptidyl-lysine monomethylation
Molecular function (GO): protein binding; protein-lysine N-methyltransferase activity
Source: RefSeq, a predicted model, not a curated record
AUGGAGACGGAGAUAGAAAACCUGCUGGCAUGGGCCGAGACCAAAGGCAUAGAGAUCAACGGCUGCUCGCCAAAGCAACUACACGGCCGCGGCGUCGGCAUCGUGGCCACUCGAGCACUAAAGGCUGGUGAAGUCAUCCUGCGCGUCCCCACAGAUACCCUCCGCUCCCUCGCCAACACGCCGCCGUCCAUCAUCGCCAGCCUCCCCGGCGCCAGCGUGCACGCCAUCCUCGCCUGCUCCUUGUGCCUCGACACCACCAGCUCGCUCUCCGCCUGGCGCGCCGUCUUCCCCUCCAAGGCCGACAUCCACGCCGUCCUGCCCAUCUGCUGGCCGUCGGAGCUGCGCGCGCUCCUUCCGCACACCGCCGCCACGCUCCUCGGCAAGCAGAGCGCCAAGUUUCAAAAGGACUGGGCCACCGUCGAGGCCGUCUACGCGCCCCAGCUCUCCAAGGAAGAUUUCCUGUACGGCUGGCUGCUCGUCAACACGCGCUCCUUUUACCACACCACGCGGCAGACGGCCAAGCUGCCCAAGGAGGACCACAUGGUGCUGCAGCCCGUCGCCGACCUCUUCAACCACAGCCCCGCGGGGUGGUGCGCCGGCGCCUUUACCGCCUCGGCCUUUACCAUCACCACGCAGGAGCCGCACGCGGCCGGGCAGGAGCUCUUCAUCAAGUACGGCUCGCACGGCAACGACUUCUUGCUCGUCGAGUACGGCUUCACGCUCCCGCCGCCGCUCAACGCCUGGGACGAGACGUGCCUGGAUCCGCACGUGUGCCACGCGCUGACGGCCGCGGGGCAGCGGCCCGUCCUCGAGGAUGCGGGCUUCUGGGGCGGGUACAUGCUCGACAGGGAGACGGCGUGCUACAGGACGCACGUGGCGCUGCGGACGCUGUGCCUCACGCCGCUGCAGUGGCGCGCGGUGCUCGACGGCGAGCGCGACGAGGAUCGGGACCAGCGCAGGGUGGACGCGGAGCUCGUGAGGGUGCUGCGGCGCUACGAGGAGGAUAUUGUGGAAAGGAUCCGCGACGUGGAGGAGGCGACGGCCGGGGACGAGCUCUCCCGCGAAGGGUUGCGCGAUCGGUGGGUGCAGAUCCAAGAGCUCGUCGUGGGGACGAGGCGACGACUAGAGGAGCAGUGA